CAAACUCGAGCAGUCUCUCCAUAUAAAAGACGACAAAGCUUUGGUCUUGAACACUGUUUUUUCCCUAUAUUCUUCCCAAGAAAAGAUGCCGUCUGCUAUUCUGGUUCCUCUAGCUGUUGCUAUUUACUAUGCUGCUGGUGGUCGUCUGUCCAUAGCGUUAGCUAUUGGUGUUAUUGGCUAUAUUGUGAUCUAUGAGAGUAAGAAGUUGAAGGGUACAACUGGUCAGAAGACAGUUACAAACUCUGAGAAUGAGCACAACCACGAGCAUACGCAUACACAUAAGCACAAGCACAAGGAAGGAGGGUGCGGUAAGCUGUGUACGUGUAAGAAUAAAGGGUUGAAGCCUAAGAAGACGUUGUCCGCCUUGAAGAACAAGAAGGGAUUUGGACAAAAGAAGGCGGCGAAUGGGUCAGAGAAGGAUAUGGCUGUUGACUUCACGUCGACGUUUGCGAGGCCAACAAAAGUGAGUUCAGCAGAUAGAGAGGAGCCGGCUAAGAAGAAGAGAGUUCCCAAGAUCAUCAAGUCCAAAGGUGCCACUAGAGGUAUCCCAAAGACAACAUGGACAAAGGCCCCAACUUCUCUGUUGGAUUCCAAUAUCAUUAUCUUUUACUCGUCGUUGACAGGCGCUUCACAAAGAUCGUCACAGUACCUGUACGAUAACUUAUGUGCGAUUGGAGACUUGAAGAACAAACCACAAUUGUUGAACUUGGAUGAAGUUGCAGAUUUAGACGACUAUUUCAUCAAAACCCCAGAUUUGGAAAAUUUGGUUUACUGCUUGGUCUUGCCUUCAUAUGACGUUGAUUCUCCGAUAGAUUACUUCCUGGAGACUUUAGAGGAUACAUAUCAGGAUUUCAGAAUCGAUAAGUAUCCGUUGAAGAAGCUGAUGGGGUUCACAGUUCUUGGAUUAGGUGAUUCUGAAUCUUGGCCCGAAAAAUUCUGCUACCAAGCUAAGAAGACAGACUAUUGGCUAGGUAAACUAGGGGGUAGAAGAAUCUUCCCAGUUGGUGAGAUUUGUAUGAAAACCGGGGGUGACUUGAAAGUUCAUGAAUGGAUAUCACUAUUCACCGAUGCUUUGAAGGAUGAUGAACCAAUUCUGUACGAAUACAUUGACUCUGAUAAUGAAGAAGACAGCGAUAAUUCAGAAGCAAGUGAAAAGAGUCAGGACACUUUGGUUGACGUCGAAGAUAUGGGUAAAAUGAUGAGUUCUUCUAAAGAACCUGAAACCACUUCUGAAACUAAGCAGAUGGUUGCAAAGAACUCUCCUACAUAUAAAAGUUUGACCAAGCAGGGAUACACAGUUGUUGGUUCACAUUCUGGUGUCAAGAUUUGUAGAUGGACCAAAUCAGCUCUUAGGGGAAGAGGUUCGUGUUACAAAUUUGCAUUUUAUGGUAUCAGAUCUCAUUUGUGUAUGGAAACAACGCCAUCACUUUCAUGUUCAAACAAGUGUGUAUUUUGUUGGAGACAUGGAACAAACCCAGUCGGAACUAAUUGGAGAUGGCAAGUUGACGAACCUGACGUCAUCUUGGAAGGUGCUCUCGCUGGCCAUUAUGCAAAGAUUAAGCAGAUGAGAGGUGUUCCUGGUGUCGUGGCUGAAAGAUUUGCAGAAGCAUUCAGGGUUCGUCAUUGUGCUCUAUCAUUGGUUGGUGAACCAAUCUUUUACCCUCAUAUCAACGAAUUCUUAUCGAUGUUACAUGAAAAGGAGAUCUCCAGUUUCUUGGUGUGCAAUGCCCAGCAUCCUGAUCAGCUUGAAAAGCUCACUCAAGUCACUCAACUUUACGUUUCUAUUGAUGCUUCUACAAAAUCAGAGCUAAAGAAAGUGGAUAGACCAUUAUUCAGGGACUACUGGGAAAGGCUGAUGAGAUGUCUUGAUAUUCUUCGUACAACUCAGUCGCAUCAGAGAACCGUAUUUAGGUUGACCUUGGUUAAGGGAUUCAACAUGGGUGAUGUUUCUGGGUAUGCGGAUUUUGUUGAAAAAGCAGCUCCAGCACUUAUAGAGAUUAAAGGUGCUACAUUCUGUGGUUCAUCAGCAGGGAACGGUAAUCCAUUGACUAUGCAAAACAUACCAUUCUACGAGGAAUGUCAGAAAUUCGUUGUAAGCUUGAACGAGGAACUCAACAGAAGAGGGUUGGGCUAUGGUAUCGCUGCAGAACAUGCACAUUCUUGUUGCAUCUUAAUGGCAUCUAAUCAAUUCAAGAUCGACGGUGAAUGGCACACCCAUAUUGAUUACCCUAGGUACUUUGAACUGCUUAGAAGUGGUAAACCUUUUGAUAAACUGGAUUAUAUAUCCAAGACGCCUGAUUGGGCCCUUUGGGGGAGUGAAAGUGCAGGGUUUAAUCCUGAAGAUACUAGAGUUAGAAAGAAGGGUAAGUAUAAGAAGCUAACAACCUAAUUUAUAACAUUUUAAUGCAUAUAUAAAAACUU
Messenger RNA from Williopsis jadinii, 2421 nucleotides. It is a transcript of the gene TYW1, whose product is annotated as putative tRNA 4-demethylwyosine synthase. NCBI's taxonomy places the organism in Eukaryota, Fungi, Ascomycota, Saccharomycetes, Phaffomycetales, Wickerhamomycetaceae. Gene Ontology annotation, molecular function: catalytic activity; FMN binding; 4 iron, 4 sulfur cluster binding. The record is from RefSeq and is a predicted model, not a curated record. The coding region runs from base 86 to 2389 and encodes 767 amino acids. The transcript has a single exon. Gene Ontology annotation, biological process: wybutosine biosynthetic process.